UCUACCUAACCCCCAGAAGCGAGUGACGCCGACCAAGUACAAUUGUUUAGUACACAAAAGAUACUGUUAAACAUAGCAUAAAAACUGUGGAAAAUUUAUUUUCAAAUACUAAUCAAUGGCGAUGGACAUUAGACCAAACAACACAAUUUACAUCAACAAUUUGAAUGAAAAAGUCAAAAAGGAAGAGUUGAAAAGGUCGCUGUACGCAAUCUUCUCUCAGUUUGGUCAGAUACUAGACAUCGUAGCGCUAAAGACGUUAAAAAUGCGUGGCCAAGCAUUUGUUAUUUUCAAGGAGAUUGCGAGCGCUACGAAUGCUUUGAGGUCUAUGCAAGGAUUUCCAUUUUACGACAAGCCGAUGAGGAUACAAUACGCAAAGACUGACAGUGAUAUUAUUGCCAAAAUGAAAGGCACCUAUGCAGAGAGACCCAAGAAGCCGAAAAGAAUUGUGCCCGCUGCCGACGAGGAGGCUAAACGUGCCAAGAAACGGGCCAAGGAACAGGCUAAACAUUCACAACAGAUCGGUUAUCACGCAGGCGUGCCACAGCAUCCAGGUCUGGUGAACGCUGCGGUGCCAGAACAGCCACCGAAUCAGAUUCUGUUCCUCACCAAUCUGCCCGACGAGACCAGCGAGAUGAUGUUGUCCAUGCUUUUUAAUCAAUUCCCUGGUUUUAAAGAAGUGCGUCUAGUGCCCAACAGACACGAUAUCGCGUUCGUCGAAUUCGAGAACGAGGUUCAAUCCGGGGCCGCGAAGGACGCUCUCCAAGGAUUUAAGAUUACGCCGUCUCACGCGAUGAAAAUUUCGUUUGCGAAAAAGUAAGCGGUACGUGGCGGUUUUUGUAUGGAGAGGUACGUUUGUCGAAGAAUGUAUGGUUGGAUAUUUACGAAAGUAUGCGCGAUACGAGUAUAACUGAAGAAUUUCUCGUACGAAGAAUUUACGAAAAUGUAAGUCGUGUAUGUACACAAAGUUGUGCAUGCAAUUGUAUACAUACAAGUUUACGCUGUAAAUAAUAAUUAAAAAGAUGAAUGACGUUUCUCAACUGCGAUUUGUUUAAUUUUAGCAGCAAAAGUUUGCAAUCGUUUAUACGAACCAAAUUAAUAACAAGUGACGAUAUUUUUCUUUAA
Messenger RNA from Ceratina calcarata, 1122 nucleotides. It is a transcript of the gene snf, whose product is annotated as U1 small nuclear ribonucleoprotein A snf. Bases 116 to 817 code for a protein of 233 amino acids. The transcript is spliced from 3 exons. Lineage: Eukaryota; Metazoa; Arthropoda; Insecta; Hymenoptera; Apidae. Gene Ontology annotation, molecular function: RNA binding. The record is from RefSeq and is a predicted model, not a curated record.